AAGCCACGCCUAAAAACAUGGCGUUCCUCAGAGCUUUGCUAAAGUCAUCUCCAGCUUUAAGAUUAUGCAGAUUUUGCACAAAUACAGUAGCAAAAGUUGACAUAUCAUUUGAGGAAAACAGCAAUACAGCAUCUGAUAUAUAUGAUAAAUUCAAUAUAAACGAAAUUGUAACUGUUAGGAAGCUUUUUGAGGCCAGAAUGCACCUGGGCCACAAACAUGGCGUGUCCAACCAGUUGAUGAAGGAUUAUAUUUGGGGUCUACGAGAGAAGAUACAAAUUUUUGAUUUAGAUAUCACUUCUGAGCAUUUGAAGCGAGCACUGCUGGUUGCAGGACUGAUAGCAGAGAAAAAAGGAGUCAUUCUCUUUGUUAACAGUCGCUCUCAAUUUGAUAGACUAAUCCGUGACACAGCCACUGAUUGUGGCGAGUACUACCUAAGCCCCACCUGGCGACCAGGGACCUUCACAAACUCACAAGUGAUGCUGAAAACCUGUCGACUCCCUGAUCUUGUCGUAUUACUCAAUUGGCAUACCAAUGUCCAGGCAAUCCGUGAAUCCAUAAUGUGUAAUAUACCAACAGUUUGUCUCACUGACAGUGACAGUGAUCCAAGACUUGUCACUUAUGCUGUACCCGGGAAUGACGAUACGCCUUCAUCUGUAAAGUUUUUCUGUGAAGCAUUUCGUGAUGUCAUUAGGAAUGCCAAAUCAAAUGUAGACAGUGAAUGAGAGAGACUGUUAUCAUUGUCAUUGUAUUAUAAAAUGAUUCUUUUCAUUAACGUCUGAAA
Messenger RNA from Amphimedon queenslandica, 781 nucleotides. RefSeq names its product 28S ribosomal protein S2, mitochondrial-like. Gene Ontology annotation, cellular component: ribosome; mitochondrial small ribosomal subunit. Gene Ontology annotation, biological process: translation. The record is from RefSeq and is a predicted model, not a curated record. Gene Ontology annotation, molecular function: structural constituent of ribosome. The coding region runs from base 18 to 722 and encodes 234 amino acids. NCBI's taxonomy places the organism in Eukaryota, Metazoa, Porifera, Demospongiae, Haplosclerida, Niphatidae. The transcript has 3 exons.